AUGCGACGUCCUAUCCUAGAUCAGCAAUAUGCUGUCAAACGUCAGGCCAGAGGUCUCUGCCCGCAUUCAGCGCAUCGACCGGGAACUAUCCAGCCGAUUAUCGACCAAAAGUUUACAAUGAUCGCCCGUCCUCCGUUCCAAGGUUGCCUCAACCCGCAAUCCUCUGUCCAUUGCCUCCAAAUCCCCCGUUUGAAUUCGAAUUCAUAUCCCCCACGAAAAGCCAUGAAGCUCAGCCUACUCGCUGCUAUUGCCAUCUUCGGCGUUGCUCUCGCACAAAAAGGGAUCCCUAACGGACGCCCGUGCAAGAAGGAUGGAAGCAUGGGAAAUUGCGACAGUGGAUUCUGCCUGCAAAUCCAGGGCGAAAGCCAGGGAAAGUGUGAGGAAGCGAAGUAG
Paracoccidioides lutzii Pb01 is the source of this 393-nucleotide messenger RNA. RefSeq lists its product as hypothetical. The transcript is spliced from 4 exons. The record is from RefSeq and is a predicted model, not a curated record. Bases 1 to 393 code for a protein of 130 amino acids.